GCAAGGCUCGCCGCUCGGUGAGCCCUGAUAUAAGUUCAUCACACAAUCCUUGGAAAUACUGAGAGAAUUUUAACAGGCAACUAAUUUAAUGUUUGACCUAACAAGACAGUCUCUCUGGACUAGAAACCACCACAGGAGUCAAGAUUCAGGCUUUUGGGUGGAGAAGAGGACAAGACCAGGUCUCAGGACCACAAUGAACAUUCAGUCUGCCAUCAACAAAGAUGUCUUCAUCCCUCGUGAUGAGAGGCUGCUGGUGGCAGUGGAAGUGCGGAGGAGAAAGAGGAAGAGGAUGUCCUUUCUGCCGACUGGAGCCAAAGGAGACUAUGCCACAUUCAUCUGUGUGUCAGUGACCAACACAAGGCCACAUCAGCUCCUCAUUACAAAGGUGAAGCAGUUUGGGGGCUCCUCAUCCUUCACCAGGAGGUCUCAGUGGACAGUUGAGCAGCUCCGACAGGUGAACGGCAUCAACCAGAACAAGGACAGCCCAGAGUUCGACCUGGUUUUUGAUAAUGCUGUGGACCAGUGGGUAGCCAGCUCAUCAGCAGAGAAGUGUAUCUUUGUCCAGAUCCUGUUCCACGCCUGCCAGACCUACUGGGACGGUAAAGCUGGGACUCUGGGAAAGGCUGGGAAGCUGGGCAAGCAGAGCCCCCAGGGGAGAGUGAGUCAGGGUGCUCACCGUGAGACUGGAGCCGGUCCCAGUGACUCUUCACCAGGCUCUAAAUCCAGAGCUCUGCAGGCCCGACGAAAGAGCUACGUUCCUCCCAAACAGACAGAGUUCAUCAACUGCCAGUCCAAACUCACUGGAGAUGCCUGCACCAUGAAUCUGGUCAUCUACCGCUGCAAGGCCUUCUUGAAUCGUAUGAAGAACAUGAUGGUUGCAAAGCAAAGGCGAUCACCAGGACAGCCUGGGCAGUGUGUCACAGGCACUAUGGGUAAUGUCGUCCAAAGGGUCAACGUGGCUCUGGGGGAGCGUGGAGACAGACUGACUCGUGCUGAGGACAAGACUGUGGAGCUGAUGCACAAAGCUCAGCAGUUUGCCGACACUGCCCACAAGCUGGCCCUGAAGUAUUCAAAGUAGAUUCUGUUGGAGGAUGAGGAUGAAAAAUCCUGUAACACGGACACUAACACGAUCUGGUGGUCUGGGCCCAGCUGAUGGGGGUGAGACGACUGGAGAAGAGUCUCAGUCUCAGACUUUCACUAAACUGCUUCUUUUAAACCCCAGUGAUUUUAAUCUUGACCUGUUGGAGACUCCUCUGCCCAGCCACCUGAGGAUUCUCUAUGCUGCAUUCAGUCUGACUGCACCAGAUGAAGCCUGUACUGUAUGAGGAAAACUAGUUGAAGUUAUUUAACAUAUGUUUUCUGUAAUAAGUUCAUUAGUUUGAAGUCACUGCAGACCUUCCUGUGAUAGCCUUACUUAAAUAUUAGUGACAGGUGGUACUGCUCUGAGGGAAUGGUUCUGCUAAUGUAUCUCUGCAGGAUUUCAUUAGAUUUAAUUUCACUAAAUGUUUGAUUUGACUCUGAAAUUUACCACUUGUUGCCAUUACUCGGUGUUCCUGAUGUGUGUGUGUGUGUGUGUGCGUGUGUACGUGCAAGCGUGUGUGUCUGAACAGUGUACAGUACAGUGUCAUGUUGUCAAAUCUGUGUUGUCAUCUUUGUUCAUGUGAGCAUCAAUCUGUCACUUCAUGUUCUGUCUGCUGCUGUGUUGUCUGGUCUGUGUGUGUCAUCUCUGUUUGUGUUGGAGUCUGGUCUUUGAGCUGAGUGAAGGUGGGUCAGAUAAGGUGGAGUGAAGCUCUGUCUCUAGCUCUGUCUUUGUUGAAACCCCUUCAUGUAUUGGACCAUUAAACAGUGAGCGUGUAUUUGUCCCUGGAAGAUGAAUCUGGUUUGGAUUGAGGGGAUUCAUUCUGACCAAACGUCUCUUGUGUGUUUUGUUUAUUGCUUUAUCUGCAGUUUUCAUGUGCAUGAUGUAAAUGUCUCUGAUGUAUUAACCUGCUGACAAUGCUCCUACUUCUCUCAUUGACCCAAUAAAAACAAGA
Molecule: messenger RNA, 2033 nt
Organism: Seriola dumerili (greater amberjack)
Lineage: Eukaryota; Metazoa; Chordata; Actinopteri; Carangiformes; Carangidae
Gene: stxbp6l
Product: syntaxin-binding protein 6-like
Exons: 7
Coding region: 89-1078 (329 amino acids)
Source: RefSeq, a predicted model, not a curated record